Sphaerodactylus townsendi is the source of this 2431-nucleotide messenger RNA. It is a transcript of the gene MFSD8, whose product is annotated as major facilitator superfamily domain containing 8. Lineage: Eukaryota; Metazoa; Chordata; Lepidosauria; Squamata; Sphaerodactylidae. The transcript has 12 exons. Gene Ontology annotation, molecular function: transmembrane transporter activity. The coding region runs from base 205 to 1794 and encodes 529 amino acids. Gene Ontology annotation, cellular component: lysosomal membrane. Gene Ontology annotation, biological process: transmembrane transport. The record is from RefSeq and is a predicted model, not a curated record.
UCUUUCAGCCGUCCUGGGCGAGGGGCGCUAGCCAUUGAGCUGCUCGAGAAUAAAGGGCGUGGAUGUCUUCUGCGCGCGCGCCCAACUGGCAGUCCGGGCGGGGCGAAUACUGCAGUGAGCGCCGAUUGGCUGUAGUCUAAACGCGAGGCGUUGGUGCAGCGAAUCGGUCCCCCUAGCGGCCGCACUGAUACGCGGAAGGGUACUAUGGCGGUCGCUUAUGUGGAUCCGGCUGAAGAGGGGCCAGAAGCAUCUCUGUUGAGCCCCAAUGGUGAAAGCGACAGAUCUCGUGAUGAUACCAUGGAAAGUUUACAGCAUUAUAGUAGCCGAUGGAGGUCCAUUCGGAUAAUGUACCUUACUAUGUUCUUCAGUAGUGUUGGCUUUUCAAUAGUCAUUAUGUCAAUAUGGCCCUAUCUUCAACAGGUAGAUAAAACUGCAGAUGCAAGUUUCCUGGGAUGGAUUAUUGCUUCCUACAGCAUUGGUCAAAUGAUAGCUUCCCCAUUCUUUGGAGUAUGGUCCAAUUAUAGGCCAAGAAGAGAACCUCUUGUAGUUUCAAUUAGUAUUUCAGUGGCUGCUAACUGUCUCUAUGCCUAUGUCCAUUUACCUACUUCACACAACAAAUACUACAUGGUGGUUGCUCGAGCUCUGGUGGGGUUUGGUGCAGGAAAUGUAGCAGUAGUUCGAUCCUAUGUCUCUGGUGCUACUUCUCUAACAGAAAGAACUGGUGCCAUGGCAAACACUAGCGCUUGUCAAGCAGUGGGAUUCAUCCUGGGACCAGUUUUUCAGACCCUCUUUACUCUCAUUGGAGAAAAAGGAGUCACAUGGAAAUUAAUUAAACUGCAAGUGAACAUGUAUACAGCACCAGUUUUGUUUGGAGCUUUCUUAGGAAUUAUUAACAUUGUUCUAAUAUUUGCUGUGUUUAGGGAACAUCAAGUGGAUGAUAUAGGAAAGUCUUACAGAAGCAUAAAUUGUGAAGCAGAAGAAAAUGUUGAGCCCAGGGAUGAUCAUCAGGGAAGUGUUGACCUCGUGGCUGUUGUAUCAGCAAACAUUCUUUUCUUUGUCAUAUUAUUUAUUUUUGCUGUUUUUGAAACCAUAGCUGCACCGCUAACAAUGGAUAUGUAUUCCUGGACCAGAAAAAAAGCAGUGUUUAUCAAUGGACUUAUCCUUGGAGCUAUUGGCAUUGAAUCAGUCUUUGCAUUUUUAGGAGUUAACAUACUUUCCAAAAAGACUGGUGAACGUGCCAUACUCUAUGGAGGCCUUGUUAUUAUACUGAUUGGAUUCUUUAUCUUAUUACCUUGGGGAAAUAAGCUGCCUAAUAUCCAGUGGGAAGAGAUAAAGAAUAAUUCUAGUACAACAUCCUUCAGUAGAAGCCUCACAUCUUUCUGGAAAGUACAAAUGCAGUUUCCAUCAAAUAAUAGUACUGAAGCAACAGGAUGCCCCAUUGUUCAGUCCUGGUGUCUGUAUACUCCAGUGAUCUACUUGGGCCAGUACAUUACUGCAGACAUUCUAAUAGGACUUGGUUACCCAGUCUGUAAUGUUAUGUCAUAUACUUUAUAUUCAAAAAUCUUAGGACCAAGGCCUCAGGGAAUCUACAUGGGCUGGUUAACUGCCUGUGGAAGUGGUGCACGCAUCCUUGGACCAGUGUUUGUCAGCCAGCUCUACACCCACUUGGGACCUCGCUGGGCAUUCAGCCUAAUCUGUGGAAUUGUUAUUCUCUCUCUCAUACUCUUGGAAAUGGUGUAUAAGAGACUUGUUCCAUUUGCUGUCAGAUAUGAGAGACUCCAAGAGCAUAGCUGAAAUGGCUGACCAGUCUUUUAUUGCCCUUAUCAGGGAACUCUAGUACUGCACCUGUGACUGACCGGUGGUUCAAAUGUACAACUACUAAUUAAGUCUAUUAACCAAGUGGAUCAUUAGGAUAUAACACUGGACAUGAUAAGCUGUGAUCAUAGAGGAUAAAGAACCUUUGGAUGUUCUGAGAGAUAUUGACCUGCAGUUACCUUGACUAUCAGAAAGGAAGAAUAACUCUUGGACUAUUUUAAAUUGCCAAACAAGGUACAUACAGCAGUUAAAACCUUGUAUUGGGGGAAGCAGUUCUUACAUUCAGGGUCAGCUUCCUUUUGGGUAAAUAUGGUACUGUAGGAUACUUUCAUGUUGUCCUGAUUCUGUGAAUCAGAUCAUACUGAAAAUGCCUUUCAUUCUGAAAGUGAAAGAGCUGUUAUGCACUUUUGUAAUCACCUACCUCUUCUUCAUGACAAAUGUUUUCUACCUUUUAGUAUAGCAGGCUUUGCUAUUGUACAUGAAAUCUUGAAUAAAGUACCUGCUGCUUAUCUUAAUCAUCUAUAUCAUAUACAAAAUAAACAGUUGAAGUAGGAGUUAUGUUUUAUCUUGCGUUCUUACAGAAUUGUUAUGUAGUAAAUCUUUCAAGCUGAACUUA